Cygnus atratus (black swan) is the source of this 1053-nucleotide messenger RNA. It is a transcript of the gene PSMA5, whose product is annotated as proteasome 20S subunit alpha 5. The transcript is spliced from 9 exons. Gene Ontology annotation, biological process: proteasome-mediated ubiquitin-dependent protein catabolic process. The record is from RefSeq and is a predicted model, not a curated record. Gene Ontology annotation, cellular component: proteasome core complex, alpha-subunit complex; proteasome core complex; nucleus. The coding region runs from base 126 to 851 and encodes 241 amino acids. Lineage: Eukaryota; Metazoa; Chordata; Aves; Anseriformes; Anatidae.
GGGCGGCUGGCCGGAAGUGGCGGCGCACCCGGCUCGGGCACAGCGGCUCCCGCCUCUGCCGCGCUCCGGCCCCGGCUCCGCGCCCCCGCCCCCCCCCCGCCGCCGCCGCCCCCGCCGCCGCCGCCAUGUUCCUGACGCGCUCCGAGUACGACCGGGGUGUGAACACUUUUUCUCCGGAGGGGAGGCUCUUCCAAGUGGAGUACGCCAUCGAGGCCAUAAAGCUUGGCUCCACGGCCAUCGGGAUCCAGACCUCGGAGGGCGUCUGCCUGGCCGUGGAGAAGAGGAUCACCUCCCCGCUCAUGGAGCCCAGCAGCAUCGAGAAGAUCGUGGAAAUAGAUUCCCACAUAGGCUGUGCCAUGAGCGGCUUAAUAGCUGAUGCAAAGACUUUAAUUGAUAAAGCGAGAGUGGAGACGCAGAAUCACUGGUUCACCUACAAUGAAACCAUGACGGUGGAGAGCGUGACGCAGGCCGUCUCCAACCUGGCGCUGCAGUUUGGGGAGGAGGACGCGGACCCCGGCGCCAUGUCUCGCCCGUUUGGUGUCGCGCUGCUCUUUGGAGGAGUUGAUGAGAAGGGACCCCAGCUGUUUCACAUGGACCCCUCGGGGACGUUUGUUCAGUGCGAUGCCAGAGCAAUCGGGUCCGCCUCGGAAGGCGCGCAGAGCUCCCUGCAAGAGGUUUACCAUAAGUCGAUGACGCUGAAAGAAGCAAUCAAAUCUUCCCUUGUCAUCCUGAAACAAGUUAUGGAGGAGAAACUGAAUGCAACCAACAUCGAGCUUGCCACUGUGGAGCCUGGGAUGAAGUUCCACAUGUACACGAAAGAGGAGCUUGAAGAGGUCAUCAAGGAUAUUUGAAAGGGAGAGAGAGACUCCCUCAAAGGCUCAUUCCCCCGAUCAAAGAACCGACUCUCAGUUCCUUCCAGUACCUGUGAUUUUAUUUCCAGCAGCAUCCGUAAUUGCUCUUCUCAGAAGGCUCUUGAGGUUUUUUUUUACAGUUUCUGUACAUAACUGAUCUCUACAGUAAGAGGAGAUGAUAAUAAAUCAUUUUGUUACUCUA